This is a messenger RNA of Plenodomus lingam JN3, 1632 nucleotides long. RefSeq lists its product as uncharacterized. The record is from RefSeq and is a predicted model, not a curated record. Gene Ontology annotation, cellular component: plasma membrane. NCBI's taxonomy places the organism in Eukaryota, Fungi, Ascomycota, Dothideomycetes, Pleosporales, Leptosphaeriaceae. Gene Ontology annotation, molecular function: transmembrane transporter activity. Gene Ontology annotation, biological process: mitochondrial electron transport, ubiquinol to cytochrome c; transmembrane transport.
AUGGCACUCUCUACCACAUCCGCAUCAGCACCCGCUGGCCCACUACCCUCCACCAACCCUCCCAACAUCCACAAACACAUGAACAACACUCACUCCGACAUCCACUCGACAACUACCAACACCACUAUCCCUCCCGAACCAGAACCUAAACGUCCAGAACCACAAUAUGCCUCCAUCAUCCGCCCCUCCCAAGAUACCCCCCUCAACCUCCACCGCACCACCUCCUCCCUCUCCCACCCGGACAUGCCCUGCGUAACCUACACCCCCACCACCGACACAACCCCAACAACAACCACCACUGCUGCCGACGCCAUCUACACAAAAUUCUCCCCGCGCCGCAAAUACAUCAUCGUGGCUAUUGUCUCCUUUUGCAGCUUCCUGGCGCCCGUCAGUUCGACGACGGUGCUGUCUGCAGUGCCCGAGGUGGCGGCCACGUAUGGGACGGACGGCAGUGUGAUUAAUGUUAGCAAUGCUUUGUACAUGUUGUUCAUGGGGAUUAGUCCGUGUUUUUAUGGGCCGUAUGCGGGAAUUUAUGGGAGGAAGUGGGUAUCUGUCGCCAGUGCCACACUCUUCACAGCGUUUUCAAUUGGCACGGCAUUGGCGCCCAAUUUAGCCGCCUUCUUCGUCUUUAGAAUCUUGACUGCCUUUCAAGGAACCGCCUUUCUAGUCGUUGGGAGUGCGACUGAACGAGCUACGGCGCUCAGUCUCUUCCUCACUGGCAUGUUCGUUGGGCCUGCGUUGGGCCCCUUCAUCGGCGGAAUCGUCGUCACGUAUCGCACCUGGCGUGAGAUUUUCUGGCUGCAGUCUGCUUUGGCUGGUGCAGCGACCUUGUUUUGUUUGUUCCUUCAGCCCGAGACUAUCCAUGAGAAACGCGCGGCUGAACUCGAGGGUCUGCCGGCUCGAGAAAAGGCGGCGAAGAUGUGGGAGUGGUUGAAUCCUACUCGUAUCUUGCGUUUGAUUCGAUAUCCAAAUCUUCUUUUGACUUCCCUGGCAUCCUCCUCCUUGGUAUGGAACAUGUAUGCCCUCCUCACCCCCAUCCGCUACGUCCUCAACCCACGCUUCGACCUUGAAACACCCCUCCAAUCCGGCCUAUUCUAUAUCGCACCCGGGUGCGGCUACCUCAUCGGGACCCUUGUAGGCGGCCGCUACGCUGAUCACAUUGUCAAAAAGUACAUUCGCAUCCGGGGCAAACGCGUGCCCGAAGACCGGCUUCGAAGCUGCGUCGUCUUUCUCGGCGGCAUCAUUCCAGCAUGCAUGAUUGUGUAUGGCUGGAGUGUCGAGAAGAAAGUAGGAGGCAUCGCAUUACCGGUGAUAAUGAUGUUUCUCCAGGGAGUGGCGCAGUUGUUCUGCUUUCCGAGCUUGAAUACGUAUUGUUUGGAUGUUAUGCAAGGGAGGAGUGCGGAGGUGAUUUCUGGCAACUAUUUCAUGCGAUAUAUGUUUGGAGCAGCUGGCUCUGCAGCCUGUCUACCCUGCAUUCGAGCAAUUGGUGUGGGUUGGUUUUCGACUAUUAGCGCUAUGUUUCUUGUUGCGGGGGCUACUGGUACGUAUGUGACUGCAUGUUAUGGGAAGCAGUGGCGUGUGGCUAUUGAUGAUAAAAAGGCGGCGAAGAAAGAAGGGGAAGGCCAGGUAUAG